AGGACUUGCCCAGCUCUUUGAGGGCAGAGCACCUGGUUCAGAACGAUGGAAAGAGGAAGGUUGUGUUUAGCGUAACACUAAGGGAAGCGCCGUGCUGGAGAAGGGGAUGUUCAGCCUGCAGCGAGCGCUGAGCUCUCCAGUCCCAUCUCCGGCACCCGGCUCCUGCAGCCCCAGCUCAGCUCGUCUUGCCAGGAGGACACGCUGGGUAACCCACUCCUGGAAACGAUGCGAUGUGUCAGCUCCACGUCCCUGCAGAUACACGGCAGCCUCGGCAGGGCCACGGCGUGCCUGUGCACGACCUUGGCGUUUGGUUGGAAGCCUCUAUCUUCCUCUUCCUCCUGGGACUGUCCCACGGACCUUCACGGACCUGCGCCCAGUGACUCAGGCUGCCCUGGCAUCCUCGGCAAUGGGGAAGGGCGUUUGCAGAGCCGAACGAGGGGCGAGGGCAGCAGGACAUGGCACGGGCAGGGAGGCUGCAGGGGUGGCAGGGUCAGGACGCCUGGCCCCGCUCCGACAAGGGGACGGGGAGGGCUGUGGGGCAGGGCAGAGCAGGGGGCAGGACACCCAGCUCCACGGCUAGGAGUCCCCCGGGGAGGCAGGGCUCAUUGCUGCUGGGAGCUGCCGGGAGAAGAGGUGCUGGAGCCCCGGCUCUCCUCCCAGGGAGAUUUGCAGAGAGCAAAUCUGUGAGUCUCCGUGUCUGAAACGUGAUCCCGCUGGAGGCACCUCCCUGGGCCCCACCUCGCAUUCCCCGACGUAUAUAUGUCGCCCGCGACGGCCAGGCACGGGGACGCGGGCUGACACCGUGCCGGCGCGCCGGGCGUACCUGCGGAUGGAGCGGCCGAGGCACCAGGGGAUGGCGAAGAACACCUACAUGCGCUGGCGGCUCCCGCUCGUCUGCCUCCUCUGGGAGGUGGCCAUGAUCAUCCUCUUCGGCGUCUUUGUGCGCUUCGGCCCCGAAGCCGAUGCCCACUGGGAGGAAGAGAAGCACAAGAUGAACCUGACCAGCGACAUCGAGAACGAUUUCUACUUCCGAUACCCGUCUUUCCAGGACGUCCACGUGAUGAUCUUUGUGGGCUUUGGCUUCCUCAUGACAUUCCUCAAGCGUUACGGAUUCGGAGCCGUUGGUUUCAAUUUCCUCCUUGCCGCCUUUGGGAUCCAGUGGGCUCUCCUGAUGCAAGGCUGGUUCCACUCUUUCCAGAACGGGAAGAUCCUCAUUGGAGUGGAGAACCUAAUCAAUGCUGAUUUCUGCGUGGGUUCUGUGUGCGUUGCCUUUGGGGCCAUCCUGGGCAAAACCAGCCCCAUACAGCUCCUCGUCAUGACCUUGUUUCAAGUCACGCUCUUUGCGGUGAAUGAGUACAUCCUCCUCAACCUGCUUCACGUUAAGGACGCAGGUGGCUCCAUGACCAUUCACACCUUCGGAGCCUACUUUGGCCUCACCGUGACACGCGUCCUGUACAGACCCAACCUGGAGCAGAGCAAGGACAAGCAGGGCUCCGUGUACCACUCUGACCUCUUCGCUAUGAUCGGUACCCUCUAUCUGUGGAUGUACUGGCCCAGUUUUAACUCAGCCAUUUCUGAGCACGGGGAUGCCCAGCACCGGGCUGCCAUUAACACGUACUGCUCACUGGCUGCUUGUGUCCUCACCACAAUGGCCUUCUCCAGCAUGCUGCAGAAGAAAGGCAAGCUGGACAUGGUCCACAUUCAGAACGCAACACUGGCUGGCGGUGUGGCUGUGGGCACCAGCGCAGAGAUGAUGCUGACUCCAUACGGCUCCCUCAUUGUCGGGUUCAUCUGUGGCAUCGUGUCCACGGUGGGGUAUGUCUACCUCACGCCUGUUUUGGAGUCCAGGUUGCACAUCCAGGACACAUGUGGCAUCCACAACCUCCACGGCAUGCCAGGCCUUAUUGGGGGCAUUGUGGGAGCCAUCACUGCAGCUGCAGCCACAGAGGAUGUAUAUGGAAAGGAAGGGUUCAUUAAGGCGUUUGACUUCACUGGCAGCUACAAGACGCGGACACCCAGUGUCCAAGGAGGGUUCCAGGCAGCUGGCAUUUUCGUGUCUCUGCUGAUGGCUUUCGCUGGGGGGGCCCUUGUAGGGGCCAUCCUGAAGCUGCCCAUUUGGGGUGAUGCAGCUGAUGAGAACUGCUUCGAGGAUGGUAUCUACUGGGAGGUAAGGCCUGGGGUGGUGGCGGGUGGGCUGGGAGGCACAAGAUGGCGCUGCCGCCCGUCGCAUGAGGGCCUGCGGCGGAGCUGAGGGGGCUGCAUGGCUCCGCAGGUGCCCGAGGACGAGGAGAGCGAUGUGUACCACAUGCACAACCCCGACAAGCCUGCCUCGCCAUGAGCCACCGGCUUUUGGGGCUGCCACCUCAG
This is a messenger RNA of Cygnus olor (mute swan), 2367 nucleotides long. It is a transcript of the gene RHCG, whose product is annotated as Rh family C glycoprotein. Gene Ontology annotation, cellular component: basolateral plasma membrane; plasma membrane; apical plasma membrane. Lineage: Eukaryota; Metazoa; Chordata; Aves; Anseriformes; Anatidae. Gene Ontology annotation, molecular function: ammonium channel activity. The record is from RefSeq and is a predicted model, not a curated record. Gene Ontology annotation, biological process: ammonium transmembrane transport; ammonium homeostasis. The transcript is spliced from 9 exons. Bases 830 to 2251 code for a protein of 473 amino acids.